Messenger RNA from Cuscuta europaea, 687 nucleotides. The record is from the annotation of a GenBank genome assembly. Lineage: Eukaryota; Viridiplantae; Streptophyta; Magnoliopsida; Solanales; Convolvulaceae.
GCCGUUGUAGAUGCGGUUUCGGUUCCCUCUUCAACGGCUCUAUCCCCAGCCGCCGCCUGUCGGCCAGGAGCCCCGUAGACAAAGGGCCGGCAAGGAGCUGGCCGUCGGGACCUACAAACUCGAAGUCGAGUACCCCGUGAAGGGUGGCGUCUUCAACGACGCCGUUGACGGUCAUGAUGUUCUGGCCCAAGCUAUCCCGGUCGAGGAUCGGGCUUACUUGAAGAAGCUGGGUCCCAUCAGGAUCUAUGAUGGCGGGAUGGACCUCAUUGUCCAAGGUGUUCUUAUGCUGAUGGAGAGCCACAAGCGGCAAGAGCAAGAGAUUGCCCCCGCCUGAAGGAAGCCGAGAAAAAUGCUGCCUCGGCCGAGGAGGCCAUGGCCUGCCUAGAUCGGCUCCGGGGGGAGGUAAAGGCCCUGCAAAAGGGUGUUGAUGAGGCCGAUGUGGCCUACCGGCAGGUGGCGGCCGAUAGGGAUGACGCUUUGAGGGCAAGGGAUGAGGCCCCGAGAAGCCGUGAUGAGGCCCUGCUUCGGGCCGAGGAUGCCGCGCGGGCUCAGAAUGACUCUGAGAGGGCUGCUGAGAAGGCCGUUGAUGGCGCUAUCGAGAGGUUCCUGUCCGAAGGCUGGAAGGCCGAGGACCGCCGGCCCUGGUGCUAUGAAGUUGUGGCGGACCGGCUUGAAGACUGGGGCCAG